AUGUCGGAUCCUCCUAAUAUGGGUAUACCUAAAGAAGAAGGGUCUACUAGCACUGAUGUCAAACCCGGCACAGGCGCCCGACGUGCCUCCGGUACCGCCAGGCGGUCGCGUCGUAAGAAGGAUGACGACCCCGACACCAAGAAGAAGGAGAAGGAACCAAAAGAAGUCAAAGAAAAACCGGCACGGGCUCCUCGUCGUCCACGGGAGAAAUCAAACAACACUACUUCCCGGAAAAAGCCCAAGCUAGAACCUGCGGCAGAGGAAACGAGGGCUCCAGUAGACGCCCGAAGCCCUCCACACGCCCCUGCAACGCCCCAACCUGCUCAGCCCGCUCUACCUCAGCCCGCUCAAACCCAACCUACUCAAAUAGCUCAACCUCCCCAACCUCAGCCUCCUCAGCCUCCUCAACCUCCUCAACCUCCUCAACAUACUCCAACUUCAUACUCAAAUCCACACCCCCCCUACAGUUCCAGCAGCCUCGUAUCAGCUGUCGCAACCUUCUCCGGACAAAACUUCGAUCCUAUUCGUUCUGCGUUUGACAAUCCGUCUCCAGCACCAUCAUAUAGUCCUCCCGCUCGCGCAAUCUCCCCUCGCAAUGGUUAUCGUGCCAGUGCGUCGCCAGCGAUCUCAAGCAUUAUCGACCCACCAGCCCAGAACUCUCAACCAAUAUACAACACGCUUCAACGCUCCUCCUCUGGCCAUGUGUCCGGCAUGUCUUCGCCGGCACCGCCUGCGAUGGUCUCCACACCCUCACAUCCGUCCUUAGCACCAUCGCCCCUUCCCGUUUCCUCUUCCCGUGGAGCCAUGCAUAUCCCGCAGGCCAUGUCGCAGUCCACCCCAUACACCACCCCAUACCCACCUACUGAGCAGCGGCCCACGCCAUCACAAACCCCUAAACUGGAACCGUCUCCGCCGGCGGUGCGCCAACCUCAACCUCCAGCGCAACCCGAACCCGCUGUGCAGCCGACUCCGCCUAGACAGCAACCAGUUGAAUCAAUGGAAAUCGACCACACGGAGAAUUCCACGCCCAGCGCCAAAAAGGAAAAGAGUACAGCUACCGCACCGGCAUCAAAGGCCUCAUCCCCCAAGCCAGCUCGACCUGCCAAAGAAGCCCCUCAUCUGCCUCAGGGAUCUGGCUUGAUCACAAACGCGCUGUUCGGCGGAGGGGAUGACUCUUCAAAGUCGCCUGACUCGCGUGGCACUCCCAGCAUCAUCGUUCAUGUUCCGCUACAGAAGGGCAACCAGAUUGUCAACUUUGCACGACUUGCAGAAGAGCAGUAUGGCUUCGCUGCAUUGCACCCUCGUCUGGCCGCGCACAAGGCACGCAUGGCUCGUGUGGCAGCUGCCGGGGCCGCGUUGGAACGAAAUGAUAAAAAUGCCAAAGGAAUCUCUGCUGGUGAGAGUGCUGACGAGGAUCUGAGCCUCGAUGCGGAACGUGAUAGUGAUAUGGAUGGCGAUCGAUGGAAAAAGAAGCGACGCAAGAAGGUCGAGGAAUAUGACCGUGAUGAUCCAUUUGUGGAUGACACCGAAAUGGUGUGGCAGGAGCAGGCUGCUGCCAGCAAGGAUGGGUUCUUUGUCUACAGUGGACCACUGGUUCCGGAGGGAGAAAAGGUCCAGGUGGAACGUGCCGACGGUACAAUCAAACGUGGCCGUGGCCGUGGCCGAGGAACGGGUCGGAGUCGGACCGUGACUUCGCACCCACACGUUCCUAUUGCAGCUGCCGUGCCUGUCUCCCAAGAUACCGGCCUGCCAUUGCGUGGACCCGGCUCUCGGGGUGGCACCUCGCGCCGUCCGCGAGGCAAUAAGAAGGCCGAUAACGGCAGCGAUCGUGCUGCUACCACUGCAUCUGCUGCCCAGGAAAGCCGUGGUGGCCGUGGUGGCGGCACUGGGACCUCUGGCCGCGGCGGGACUAACAGCACACGGGGUGGAAAGUCGUCUAUACCAAUCCCGAUGCCAGACCUUGCUCCUGCACCAUCGACCCCGAGUGUUGUCCAUGGACCCCCUGCUCCUAGUCCGCUAGCUGGCCCAGAGCUCAUGAUGAAAUAG
This is a messenger RNA of Penicillium crustosum, 2046 nucleotides long. RefSeq lists its product as uncharacterized. The record is from RefSeq and is a predicted model, not a curated record. NCBI's taxonomy places the organism in Eukaryota, Fungi, Ascomycota, Eurotiomycetes, Eurotiales, Aspergillaceae. Bases 1 to 2046 code for a protein of 681 amino acids. The transcript has 4 exons.